Brienomyrus brachyistius is the source of this 8292-nucleotide messenger RNA. It is a transcript of the gene znf687a, whose product is annotated as zinc finger protein 687a. The transcript is spliced from 10 exons. The record is from RefSeq and is a predicted model, not a curated record. NCBI's taxonomy places the organism in Eukaryota, Metazoa, Chordata, Actinopteri, Osteoglossiformes, Mormyridae. The coding region runs from base 81 to 4562 and encodes 1493 amino acids.
CGGGAAACUCAGGCGCCACGACUGGAGCCAGGAAAGUCGGGAAUCUCUAAUCAAGUCAGCUUUCUUCCUGUUAUCCCGUUAUGGGGGACAUGAAGACCCCGGAUUUUGAUGAUUUAUUGGCUGCAUUUGACAUUCCGGACAUCGAUGCCAAGGAAGCUAUUCAGUCCGCCCCUGAAGAAACAGAGGGCCACCACGUUGGACCUGCGGGAUUGGCAGGAAAGUCAGGUGGCAAUGGAACUGGGGUUGGUGGAAGCGGAGGCUCAUUGAUGAGACCUGGAAGUUCUCCGGACCACCAUCAUCACCCACAAGCUCAUCCCUCGCAAGGUGACCCCUCUGUUGUCAGCGUCAUUGUGAAGAACAGAGUUCGCCCAGAGAACUUUGGGGAGGCCGACGCGGAUAUCGAUAAAGACGGGGUGGGGGUUGGUGCAGAGGUGAUGGGGGGAGUCAGUGGAGGAGUCGUAAUGGGUCCUAGAAUGCCAGGUUUGGUGUCUCCUGAACCGCUUGUUCACAAUGGAUUUGAGGCUGCUGCCAGUUCCGUGGAUGUUGCGCUGAAUCAGGCCCAAGGCCAGUCGAAUGGAGAACUCUGGGCUCCCUGUUCCCCCAAAGGAGGUAACGAGAGCGGUGGAAACGGCGUCGAUUUAGGGUCAGCCUUUGGUACCAAACAAAGUGGUAAUCUCUUCAACAGACUGAAACCCCUGAUGGCUCAGGGUCCGGGGGACCCCAUGGGGAAGGUCCGAAAAAUGCUUCUGCUACAGCAGCAGCAGCUUCACCUGCAGCAGCAUGAAAUUGCGACAGAGGGAUCAGAUAAGUCCAAGGCCGCUGGCUCCUGUGAUGCUGGCGCUUCCCUCGUUCCCGGAGUGUCCGUAGGGAUUCCGUCGUCUUUCUUUCCCCCACCCAUACCUGUGCACCCCAGUUCUUCCGCUCCCAACGUGGGCCCCCAUCCCUCUCACUCCGGCAUGCCCUCUGGGAUACGUUCUCCUUCACAGUCCACCGCUCAAUUAUUUAAUGGCCCCCAAAGAAGAGGCUUCCCUCAAUUGGAACUAGACGAUGUUGAUUCCGAACCAGAUCUGGGAAGUCCGUUGGUAAUUCAAGAGAGUCCGGAUUCCCCAGCAUGCACUCCUGCGAAAUUCCCUCGCUGCCACAGGUCACCUGCUGAGGGGUUCAACACCAAUUCCUCUCAUACUAAUCCCACAACAUCUACUUAUAUCAAGACUGGAGGUAUUGGUCAAGGGCCAAGUUCACCUCCGCCAUCCACUGGUUCCCAGAGUUGGCUUUCCACACUACCCACGGCCACCAGUGUGAACUCUAAGGAGGAACAGAAGUCGACGAUGCAUGUCAUCGAUGAGCGAGACUCCCCUGAGAGCCCUGAGCCAGAAACGCCUUACUCUGGACUCCCCAAAGACACUGGAGCUGGAGCCUCCAGUAGAAGCUCAGCUGUUGCUGCAGCUUCUGUUCCGUUGUCCUCUGCCCUCCAGAAAGCUGGCGAGAAGGUGGAGAUAAAUGGCAGUAAGGAAGACGAAGUGAGGGACAAAAAGGUGAGCAUUCUAGAUGGCUCUAAUCCCGUGGAACCCGAUUCAGCUCAGGGAGAGAGAAGGAAAGAUGAGAAGAUGGAUGUGGUUGAUGGAGACAAAUCUUCAACAACCGUUGUAACUAACACAACUGUCGCCUCUAAGGUCACAACUGGGACUCCCUCCAGGCCUCUGAAAGUACGUAUCAAGACCAUAAAGACCUCAACAGGGGGAAUCACUAGGACAGUAACUAGGGUCGCCCCCAAAGGAACGGGUUCUGCAAGCGCCAAGGCUGGUGACUCCAAAGCUCCGCCUGGGGGGCGUAAAGAUGCCAGUAGGCCCAGGAAAGCCAGCAUCGCCUCCUCUGUUCGAGAGCCUGCUUCCCAGCAGCAGAACAGCAAAGGCACCAUUUUGCCCGUGUCUGUCCUUCAGGAAGCCAGCACCGCCAUGCUCGUGGCGGCGAGCAAAGUCCAGAACAAGAUGGCCGCCACAGCUUCUGAGAAGACAAAAGUCUCCACCACUGCUGUCAGCAUCACAAAGGUCGCCACUCUCCCCUCUGUGUUGCCGUCAUCCACAGCCAGCUCCUGUUCUAAAUCCAGUCCAGGAACCAGCGGGAUCAGCAUACGCACCAUGGCGCAGAAAACAGUCAAUGGUGGCACUGCUACCGCCCUGACUGGCCAGAUCUCCAAGCCCGCCUCGAUCGUUAACAGUACGGGCGCUGUAAUUUCACGUAGCCAGUCCAGCCUGGUGGAGGCCUUCAAUAAGAUCCUCAACAGCAAGAAUCUCUUGCCCAGUUAUCGGCCUGAUCUCUCCAUGCCCCUGCCUCCCGAGUGGAGCCUCCCGCUACCCACCAACGGCUAUCGCUGCCUGGAAUGCGGUGAUGCCUUCGCCUUGGAGCGCAGCCUAGCACGUCACUACGACCGACGCUCACUGCGCAUUGAGGUCACCUGCAACCACUGCGCCAAGCGGCUGGCCUUCUUCAACAAGUGCAGCCUGCUGUUGCAUGCACGGGAGCAUAAGGAGCGGGGCUUGGUCAUGCAGUGCUCCCACCUAGUCAUGCGGCCUAUCUCUGUGGAACAGAUGAUUGGCCAACAGGAUACCACACCAGUCGGCAUGCUCUCCUCCCCUCUGUCUUCUCCCUCCCUGACCCCCGUCCCGGCAGCUCUGUCCUCCAUGGCCUCCGGCUCUUCGAAGGAGGAGCCAGCUGGCCAGGCCGCACCCGCCCGCCCCCGGCGUGCUGCCGACAGCCCCCAGGUCCUGCUGCCCCUCCCCUGCAAGAAGGGCGAGGAGCUGCAGUACCACAACUUCAAGUGUCCCGAGUGCCGGGCCCAGCUGGGGAGCAAAGCCGAGCUGGUGGCCCACUUCCAGGAGGUCAAGGCUGAGUCCGACACUUCCUGCACGCUGUGCUCGCCCCCCAUGAUGCUGCCCAAUGCCUGCAGCGCUGCCGCCCACCAACGUGUCCACAAGCACCGCGCCCCCCAUGUCUGUCCUGAGUGUGGGGGCAUGGCGCGGCCCGCCAGCUUCCAGACACACCUGGACGAGGCCUGCCUGCACUUCUCCCGUCGCAUCGGUUACAGGUGUUCCAGCUGCCAGGUGGUGUUCGGCGGCCUCAACUCCAUCAAGUCGCACAUCCAGACUGCCCACUGCGAGGUCUUCCACAAAUGCCCCAGCUGCCCCAUGGCUUUCAAAUCAGGCCCCAUGGCCCAGGCUCACAUAAGCACCCAGCAUCCUACGCUCGGCUCCGCACCUGCCAAGAUGAUUUACAAGUGCGUGAUGUGUGACACGGUGUUCACCCAGAAGCCUCUGCUCUACGUCCAUUUCGAUACUCACCUGGCCAAACAGAAGGUGCACGUCUUCAAGUGUCCUGACUGCACCAAACUCUAUGCUCAGAAAGGUUCCAUGAUGGAGCACAUCAAGAUGGCCCACCGGGGGGCGUCGGUGAGGCAGGAAGUGCCGGCCUCCGCUUCCACGCCCGCACCUCGCCCCCCACCACCCUCGUCCACUCCCAAAUCCAAGUCCUCCAACAAAACGGAAAGCUCAGAUGGAGAGGACUGGCCCGGCGACCGGGAGGAGGGAGAGGAGGAGGAGCAGAACGAGGCCCCCAGCACCCCUGACGUGGGGCCCCCGGGCCCCUCCGGAGCAGCGACCGCUGAGUGGAGCUGCCGUCAGUGUCAGACGCACUACGUGGAAAGGGAAGCUUAUACCUCGCACAUGAAGAAGAAGCACGGCAAGUUCAUGAAGAAGUUCCCGUGUCGCAUGUGCGAGCGUUCCUUCUGCUCCGCCCCCAGCCUGCGGCGGCACGUGCGCGUCAACCACGAGGGCAUCAGGAGGGUCUUCUACUGUCCAUACUGCACUGAAGGCAAGCGGACCUUCAGCAGCCGGCUGAUCCUGGAGAAGCACGUACGGGUCCAGCACGGCCUGACUCCGCAGGACCAGGACGCCCGGCAGAGUCCUGCUCGCACCCGGGCCAGAGCGCAGUUGGACAGCUCCUCUGAGCAGGAGGGUGGGCUGAGCCAUGAGGGGGCUGCUUCUGGGGAGGAGGAAGGUGAGGUCGGGGCAGGUAGUGGGAGUGAGGAGCCUGGCGAGGGCGCCAGCCCAGCGAAGAGGCCCCGGGGCCCGGGACCUGCCACGGAGGAGGGCCCAUUCUACUGUGCCCCCUGUGGCUUCUCCACGGAGGACAGGCAGACGUUCCUGCAGCACAUCCCGCAGCACCGCACUGACGGCGCCACCCUGCAGUGCACGCAGUGCGGCGCAUGCUUCGCCUCCGCCGGCUCCUUCAGCCGCCACCGCUUCAUCGCGCACCGCGUGCGGGACCCGGACCCGGCCGGCCGCACCAGCUCCCCCACCAGGGGGCGCUCCGAUUCGGCCGACAUCCCAUCGGCCUCCUCGUCGCCAGACUCCCCUGGGAAUGCCCGGGUGGCAGAGGACGCCGAGGACCAGGCAGCCUGCAGGGUGUGCGGCCGGCGUUUCGACAAGCUCUCCGAUCUCAACACUCACUUCAGGACGCACGGCAUGGCCUUCAUCGCCUCUCACAAGACAGACAAGCCGGCGUAGGCCAGAGGAGGAGGAGGAGGCAGAGAAAGAAACCAGAGGAGUCCACAUGGGGUAUGAGGUACAGUGGAAAGAAACAACAGGUCACAAAUGAGGCUCAUUUAUUUAGUAUUUCUCUGCUUUGGACGGGAGGGAAAAGCCAAAGCUAAUGGGAGUCAGUGCUUUUGGCUUUUAUGUAACCAUUCAGCUUCCCCUCCGAGUCCUAAUGGAAGUAACGCGAGCUUGAGAAUGGACUUAACCGGCAUCGAAUGGCCCUGAUCUUUGACCCACUGGAAGAAGGACCUGUCCGUCGCAGUUUGCCCCUCCCCCCCCGGCAUUACCGGGCCGUCCUGAGACAAUAGUGGUUCCCGUGUUACUGUCCCGAGACACGUGGUUUUCCUCUGACUCAUUUGUGAACCUGUUUACAGUGUUCUUCUGUAACACACCUUUACUCCCCUAAGGGACAUCAUAUCAUCUCUAUUUGUAUUAUUUUAAUGAUUAAUUUAAUUUAAUUUUAAUCUGGUAUCGCCACCAGUGGCAGACCAAGCUGAUGUCAUCACUACAGAAAGAUAUUUGUGAAAAGCAUUAUGUCAUGAAUACUCUAGUGCCGUGUUUCCGAAACCAGUCUUCAGGGACCGGUAGGCAGUCCAUGUUUUUGCUACUGGGAGUUGGGAGGGAGCAAAAAUGUGAAGUACUGUAUUGGGAAACACUGUUCUAGUAAUAUAGUAAUGUUUGUCAUUGGUUGAUUAUUUUAAAAAAAGUCAUGUUGAUUUCGUUUUUAAUGAGUACGUUUGAAUUACUUAUGACAUGGGGGGUGUCUGGCUUGAGCUGAAGAUCGUGCUUGUGGUUCUCACACACCUGGCUCCUGGUGGUGAAGCCGACAUACAGUGAUGUUUUAGUGAGAUGCUCUCCUUCAUGUUACAGGAAAUGACAUCAGCUAGAGAUUCACUGUGGCUGUACAUGGUCUGUAACAUGUGCUGUGAUGAGUCACGUAAGGGUGUGGACGCAAUAACAGGAGUGACCUGCUUUUUGUCUUUUGGUACAGAUUCUUUCCUGAAUAGCACAAAGUGUGUGUUGCGGCAUGUACAUUCACACUCUCUCUCUCUCACACACACACACAUACAGGUGCGCGUGUGUUUUUCUAGGCUUAGUGAGAACUCAAUGUGAAUACGUAGAUUUGCACUCUGAAUAGGGAAUUUCUACAUUGAAUUCGUCUCUCCAUGAACUGUCAGUUCUGGGUCACAGAACCGACUGUAUGCCGAAAUCCACUGAAGCAGUGGGGUGUGUGUGUGUGUGUGUAUGUGUCAGUGUGUGUGUGUGUGUAUGUGUCAGUGUGUGUGUGUGUGUGUGUGUCAGUGUGUGUGAUUUAAAUUUAGUCAAUUAGUGAACAGUAUACGACAGGAGUGGAGAUGACUGUGAAUCACAUUUUAUAACCUUACAUGAUGUUUUACAUUGUAUAGCUGUCUGUGUCUGAGUUAUUUUAGUCUAUAGAGUUGCAAGAUGUAUAUAUUGACCUACAAGACGAAUGUGCUUCACGUCCUGGAAAACAACCUUCUCUUUUUUUUUUUUUGCUUUAGCAGAUUUCCUGGCAGGAUGCUAUAUUUUAAAGCUCUAUAGUGUAAUGAAAGUUGUUAAUACCCUGCAUUGGGACACUGACGGUGGUUUGAGGGAUGUUUAAUAACUCUGAAAGAGGAUCUUUUUAAAUAUUAUAUUCAUAUAUUCCUAGCCUUGUCACAGAAAUCAGUGCUAAUUGAUACAUUUCUAUUAUUCCUGUUUUUAAGGUGUGUGUGUGUGUGUGUGUGUGUGUGUGUGUGUGUGCGCGCGUGCGUGUGUUUGUUUUUUUUAAACCAGACGUGGCAAUUUUUUUUUGUUUUUUUUUAUAUAUAUAUAUAAACCCCUAUAUUGUGCAGAUUUGGUUCCUACCUGUUUGCUCAAUGCCAUUUGGCUGUAAUUAUUGGUUUGUGUAGACAUAGGUGUAAUUGUUUCUGAAAUAAAAGGCCAUUAUUAAAAAUAAUAAUAAAUAGUUGUGAGGUGCAUUAAUAGGGAUUAGGCCUGUAGCGGUACACAUUCGUCACUCGCCGUUUGGUUACAUCAUUUUCCGUUCGAAAUGCACAUUGAAACGAAUGAACGCUUUUCCUGACACGGGCGGAAUCUAAAUUCACAAGUAGAUGUUCAGCACUGAAAACAGGGUAAUUUUGGCUUGAGCUGCUUAUGGAUGGUGCCGGUGGUCAGUCAUAAUCGGUAGUUUGGGAACGUUUUGGUUUCCUAGUAAAUUAGAGCAACACUGGAAAAAAAGUAAAGACCGAGACAGUCCAGGCUAUAGGGGUAUUAACACCCCUAACAGAGAUUGAUUUAGAUGAAGAUCUGAUCUACACUCUAAUGUGUCUAAUUAGGGUCUUUUUUUUAUUGCAUUGUUGUGUUAAGUACACCACUUAAUUCUAAUGAAUAAUCACAUUGUAGGGUUUCAGGUUAAUGGAUUUUAAUCUUAAAGAUCUUCAGUGUCUCGUAUUCUGCUGCCUCAGGGGUUCUUCGGUUCACAUUCACAUCCGAAUGAGAUAUCGCCGCCGCGAUCGUCCCGAGGAUAUCUAGAAUCACGAAAGGAUGGGUUUUGGUCUGAUAAAGGCACGCAUCCCCGGAGGGUCAGCGUUCGUUUGCAUGUAUUACCUCUAGAAUUACCACGGUUAUCCAAGUAACGGUUGGAGCGAUCAAAGGAACCAUAACUGAUUUAAUGAGCCAUUCACAGACUCACUGUACCGGCCAUGCAUACUUAGACAUGCAUAGCUUAACCCCAUGAAGUAAAGGGUUUCCGGCAACAGCUCAACCAUGCAGUCCAGCUGUUCUCACUGUAUGCUUGACUGUAUUAAGAGAUACCGGUUUCCCUGUGGGUGGCACAGUGGUUAGCACUGCUACCUCACAGCGAGAAGGUCCUGGGUUUGCAUGCUCUCCCCGUGUUUGCUUGAGUUUUUGCCGGGGGCUCCAGUUUCCUCCCACGGUCCAAAAUAGGGUAGGCUGGUUGAUGUUUCUAAAUUGGCCCUGUGAGUGUGUGUGCACCCUGCAGUGUAUUGGUUCCAGCCUGCACCUGUCGUUCCCACAACCCCAGUGGCGAAUAAGUGGUUACGAUGCUGGGUGGAUUGUUUCCCUCUGUUCACUAAGUAAGUGUUGAUUUUCAGUCGCUGAUGUCACUUUCCUUGCCCCAAUUUCCGCUCACUGUUGCUUCCUGUCGGCCUUUUUCUCUGUAAACAUUAGGUCACUCCAUGCUUAGAAGCAUUUCACUUUCUGGCUACUUGGCGAUGAGAGAACCCUUCUUCGCUCAAAAUUUCGAUUUGAACCCUCUGUUCAAUUGUUAGAUGUGGCUUCCUAGCCAUUACAACCAUAAAAAUAAAUAUUUAUCAAAAAUUGUGGCAUCAGUUGUGAUACGAUACAACAGAAGAUUGAAAUUAGGAGCAGACAGUAGAUUAAACAACUUGCAAACUUACCUGGGACAAGGCAGACAAGUGAAUAUCAUUUAGUUUAUUAAGGUACAAUCAAGAGAAACCAAGAGCAAAUCAAGUUCUGACAUUAGUAAAUAGAAUUCCAACACAAAGUGAAUGCCAAUGCACUAAUGCAGACCUCAAAUGUCUUAUUCAAACCAAUAAUUUCUAUCUUUGUGGCUAAAUAAUGUUACUGCAAGCUAUACACUACUGAAAACCAGUCAGUCAUAUUUGUUUUGUUUCUAAUAUUUUCUUGCAAUAAAAGUUUGACAAAGCAGUAUCUA